Messenger RNA from Parastagonospora nodorum SN15, 1242 nucleotides. RefSeq lists its product as hypothetical. The record is from RefSeq and is a predicted model, not a curated record. The transcript is spliced from 5 exons. The coding region runs from base 1 to 1242 and encodes 413 amino acids. Lineage: Eukaryota; Fungi; Ascomycota; Dothideomycetes; Pleosporales; Phaeosphaeriaceae.
AUGUCUUAUACUUAUGUCAAUGUCAACUCCUGCUUAUACACCUCCAUCGCCUUACUGACUUUGGCGGUCGUUGCUGUAUUUGCAAGGAUAGCUCUUCGUGCGAGAACGGCCAGGAAGGCUGUCGACAUCGCAUGGGGCAAGCACUUGGAUGAUCUUUUCUGUCUGCUUGCUCUUGUACCGACAAUCGGUGUCUCGGUCGUCUUGAUUUAUGGCGCAAAGAAGGGCAUUGUCGGUAGUCACAACGACCCUACCAACAUCGAGGGCUGGAUCAUGGAGACAACACCCACACUGGUCAUUCUUGAGAAAUUGGUUUACAUCAUCUUCAUCAUGCAGCCCCUUGCCCUAGGCUUGACCAAGCUUGCCUUUCUAUUCUUCUACCGCCGCAUUUUCGUGACAAGCGGUUUCCAAUGGACAUCGCUGGUCUUUAUCAUCCUUACUAUUGGCUUCACACUCGCUUUCUUCUUUGGCUUCGUUUUCGAUUGCCGCCUCAACUUCGCUGCAAACUGGGGAUCCCUUGCGAGUAUCAGCGAGAACUGCCCGCUUGGUUUCCAAGCCACGAUCAUCUUCACCUGCAUCGAUGCAGCGCUGGACUUCUUUAUCCUUAUUCUCCCGCUCCCAUGGAUCUGGCGCCUCCAGAUGCCCACCGUCCGUAAGAUCCAACUUAUCUUCGUCUUCCUCCUCGGUGGCUUUGCCGUCGGCGCCGCCCUCGUCCGCAUGGUAAUCUGCAUCAAGCAAGGCACACCCUCCGACGGCCUGACGAUGGUAACCAUCAUGGGCAUGCCCACCUACGACAUCAUCGGCAUAACCUCCCACGGCCUCUUCUGGACCAUGGUCGAAACCAACAUCGCCCUCAUCGCCUGCUGCCUGCCCACCCUGCGCCCAAUCCUCAGCCUCGCAGCCUUCGGCACCGCGCUCGCAUCUCUGGGCUCUCUACUGCAGGGCCUGGGAUCCGCGCUGGGCUCUACGCGCUCACGCACAACGCAGAACUCCUCCUCUUCAUCCAAGUUCAGCAAGUUCAGCAAGUCGGUGUCGCUGGGAAGUCGGGGCUCCAGCUCCGCGGGCAAGAAGGAAGUGUCGGAGAUUGGGAGUAUGAGCGAGUUCAGCUUAGUCGAGCCGGGCAAGCCCGAAGCGGUGAGGGUGAUAAGAGAGAAGGCGAAGACGCCGGAUCCUUACGAUGUGUAUGAGAUGGACCUGGAUAUGGAGAAGUACGGCAGAAACGAAAGUCACUGUGACGCUGUGUAA